GGUGUCUCCUCGGCCCGGGGAGUCCUGGCCAUUUGAGGACCGGGCCCUCAGCUGUCUGCACCCGGCUGACCAGGCCCACCAUGGAGCCCCAGGACGUGGUCUUCCUGCUGCUCUUGUUUCUGAGACCAGGUCUUGGAGCUUCCCUUGAGGACUAUGCAAGCACUCAGGGGGCCUUGCUGUUCAGUGUCAUGAAGCAGCAACUGGUGGCCAGAAGCAUUGAGGACUGUGCUUCCAGGUGUGAGGAGGAAACGAGAUUCACGUGCAGGUCCUUCCAGUUCCACAGCAAGGAGCAGCAGUGCGUGAUCAUGGCUGAGAACAGCAGGACAGCGCCCGUGACCCGCAUGACAGAUGUGAUUCUCUUUGAAAAGAAAGUGUAUCUUUCAGAGUGCAAGACCGGGAACGGAAAGACCUACAGGGGCACCAUGUCCAAGACGAGGUCGGGUGUGACCUGUCAGAAGUGGAGUGUCAGCUCCCCGCACAUACCCAAAUAUUCUCCUGACAAUUAUCCUUCUGAGGGCCUGGAGGAGAAUUACUGCAGGAAUCCAGACAACGACGAUGAGGGACCCUGGUGUUACACUACGGACCCAGAUGUCAGAUUUGACUACUGCAACAUUCCCCAAUGUGAAGAGGAAUGUAUGUUCUGCAGUGGAGAAAAUUAUGUGGGCAAAAUUUCCAAGACCAAGUCUGGAAUCGAGUGUCAGCACUGGGACUCCCAGAGCCCACACAGUCAUGGAUACAUCCCUUCCAAAUUUCCAAACAAGAACUUGGAGAAGAAUUACUGUCGUAACCCUGAUGGGGAGCCCCGUCCCUGGUGCUUCACCAAUGACACCAGAAAACGCUGGGACUUCUGUGACAUCCCACGCUGCCUCACACCUCCUCCACCUUCUGGCCCCACGUAUCAGUGCCUGAAGGGAAGGGGUGAAAGCUACCGUGGGAAGGUGGCCGUCACCGUAUCUGGGUAUCCCUGCCAGCGCUGGAGUGAACAGACCCCUCACAAGCACGACAGGACCCCAGAAAACUUUCCCUGCAGAGAUUUGGUUGAAAAUUACUGUCGUAACCCAGAUGGAGAGGCGGCCCCAUGGUGCUACACAACCAACAGCUCGGUGAGGUCGGAAUUCUGUAAGAUUCCAUCCUGUGGGUCCUCAAUAUCUUCCACAGAACAAGAGGACACCCCAGUACCACCUGAGCAAACACCUGUGGUCCAGGAGUGUUACUGGGGCAACGGACAGACCUACCGAGGCACAUCUUCCAUCACCAUCACUGGGAAGAAAUGCCAGCCUUGGUCCUCAAUGACACCACACCUGCACAAGAAGACCCCAGAGAACUACCCAGAUGCGAACUUGAUCAUGAACUACUGCAGAAAUCCAGAUGGAGACAUACGCCCAUGGUGUUACACCACUGACCCGAGAGUUCGGUGGGAGUUCUGCAAUUUGAAGAAGUGCUCAGGAACGGAAGCAGGUUCUGCACACAUUCCACGUGUUUCCCAAGUGCCAAGUGUUCAAGAAACUUCUGAAGAUGACUGCAUCAUUGGAAAUGGGAAAAGUUAUCGGGGCAAGAAGGCCACCACUGGGAAAGGCACCCCCUGCCAGGCCUGGGAUGCCCAGGAGCCUCACUUUCACCGCACUUUCACACCAAAAACAAACCCACGAGCAGAUUUGGAAGAAAACUACUGCCGGAAUCCAGAUGGGGAUGUCUAUGGGCCCUGGUGCUAUACGAUGGACCCACAGAAGCUUUUUGACUACUGCGACAUUCCCCAGUGCGCUUCAUCCUCUUCACUUGAUUGCGGAAAACCCCAGGUGGAGCCGAAGAAAUGUCCGGGGAGGGUUGUGGGUGGCUGUGUGGCCAACCCACAUUCCUGGCCCUGGCAGGUCAGCCUCAGAACCAGAUUCGGAAGGCACUUCUGUGGAGGAACUUUAAUAGCCCCCGAGUGGGUGGUGACUGCAGCUCACUGUUUGGAGAGAUCUACAAGGCCUUCAUCGUACAUGGUCGUCCUGGGUGCCCACCGAGAAAGUCUUACUGGUGCCGAUGUUCAGAAAAUAGAAGUGGCUAGGCUGUUCCCGGAGCCCUCACGAGCAGAUAUUGCCUUGCUGAAGCUAAGCAGCCCCGCCGUUAUCAAUGACAAGGUGAUCCCAGCUUGUCUGCCGUCCCCAAAUUAUGUGGUUGCCGACCGGACGCUGUGCUACAUCACCGGCUGGGGAGAAACCCAAGGCACCUACGGGGCGGGGUUCCUGAAGGAGGCUCAACUGCCCGUGAUCGAGAACAAAGUGUGUAACCGUUACGGGAUUCUCAACGGGAGGGUCAAAUCUACGGAGCUGUGUGCAGGCAACUUGGCUGGAGGCAUCGACAGCUGCCAGGGUGACAGCGGAGGCCCUCUGGUCUGCUUCGAGAAGGACAAAUACAUUUUACAAGGCGUCACCUCUUGGGGUCUUGGCUGUGCGCGCCCUAAUAAGCCCGGUGUCUAUGUUCGUGUCUCGAGGUUUGUUUCUUGGAUGGAAACAGUGAUGAACUCGAUGAGCUGAGAGCAUGCUUGGCGUGUGGGAGGCCUGGUUUGGUCCUUGGGACUGCAAGUUUCCCCCUGAGCACUGAGCCGGGAAUAGCCCCUGAGCGUGGCCUGGUGUGGUCACGAAACCAAAAAGGGAAAAGAAAAAAUAGGAACGAAUAUUGAGAAAUAAUUCAUUGACAGGCGAACAACAGGGCAACAAGUUACCUAGGAAGUGGAAUAUGAGAGGGAAUUUAGACGCUCUCAGGAGUAACGGACGAAUCAAGCACGUGUACUUAGGGCCAGGACUGUCCAAUCCCACUUUUUAGUAUUAUCAUGGAUCCAUUUUCCUGACCCUGAACUGCUAGAUUCUGUAAUUAUAAAGCAACACCACUGACAUUUGUUGGAAAUAAACUCUACUUUGAUUUAA
Messenger RNA from Sorex fumeus (smoky shrew), 2909 nucleotides. RefSeq names its product plasminogen-like. NCBI's taxonomy places the organism in Eukaryota, Metazoa, Chordata, Mammalia, Eulipotyphla, Soricidae. Gene Ontology annotation, biological process: proteolysis. The record is from RefSeq and is a predicted model, not a curated record. The transcript has 19 exons. Gene Ontology annotation, molecular function: serine-type endopeptidase activity; signaling receptor binding. The coding region runs from base 81 to 2519 and encodes 812 amino acids. Gene Ontology annotation, cellular component: extrinsic component of plasma membrane.